This is a messenger RNA of Biomphalaria glabrata, 1816 nucleotides long. RefSeq names its product mitotic spindle assembly checkpoint protein MAD2A-like. Gene Ontology annotation, cellular component: nucleoplasm; kinetochore; cytoplasm. The record is from RefSeq and is a predicted model, not a curated record. NCBI's taxonomy places the organism in Eukaryota, Metazoa, Mollusca, Gastropoda, Planorbidae. Gene Ontology annotation, biological process: mitotic spindle assembly checkpoint signaling. The transcript has 5 exons. The coding region runs from base 214 to 816 and encodes 200 amino acids.
AACAGUUUUUGAGAUAUCCCCCUUACCCUUUCAGAGAAAAUAUUUAUUUUAGAUCUAGACUCUUGAUCUAGAUCUAUAAUCAAUUUAAUUUUCAAAAUAGAUCGACUCUAUAAAAUUUGGAGAUAAGAAGCCAAAAUUUUACUUUUUUUUUUACAUAAUUGAUUUGUUCCGUUCGAAUCAAGUUUUUCAUUUGUUUAUCGCGGGACAUUGAAAAUGGCGACAGCAACUAGCAAUGUCAUAACUCUAAAAGGCUCAACAGAAAUUGUUGCAGAGUUCUUUCAUUAUGGCCUCAACAGUAUUUUGUACCAGCGUGGACUCUAUCCGCCGGAAACAUUUACGCACACACAACAGUGGGGGCUAACCAUGCUGGUCACCUGUGAUAAAGAUUUACAGGCCUUUCUUCAGCAGAUUAUCUCACAAGUUAAAGCCUGGUUGACAGAAAAGACUAUUGCUAAAUUAGUAGUUGUGAUCAAGGAGAUAGCUACCAAUGAGGUUGUCGAGAGAUGGCAGUUUGAUAUUCAGUGUGACAAAAGUGUUACUAAUGAAACAAAACGUGAAGCCUCAGACAAAGACAUAAAAGAUGGCAUUCGCUCUGUUAUCAGGCAGAUCACAGCUUCUGUUACAUUUCUUCCUCUGCUUGAGUCUGCAUGUUGUUUUGAUAUCCUAGUGUACACUGACAAAGACCUUGAAGUCCCAGAACAAUGGGGGGAGACUGGACCACACCUCAUCUACAACUCUGAAGAGGUCAGGCUGAAAUCAUUCUCCACGUCCAUUCACACUGUCAAGGCAGCUGUAGCUUUCAAGAAAAUGACAUAAACAUUGUGUGCUCCAUCUCACUUUCUUUUGCUCUGAAUCAGUAAUGUUAAUGUAAAACAUUGAUAUGGACAUUGAUACGCAUGAGUCCUUCAGCAAUACACUGUCUUAAGACAUAAUUGUUGGGACUCACAUAUUAUCUAUGUAAAAAAAAGACUUGAUUUUGUUGAUCUAUAAAAAGUAAACACUAUCAGUUUGAAUUUGAACUACCAGUAUUGCUUUUAUUCCCAAGAUAUUCUAUUAAAACGGUUUUUAUUUUGUUUAGAUUAAAAGUUUGCUACAAAAAGAUUUUUUUAUAUUAUUAUUAUGUUUGGGUUAUACCAUUUUAAGAAUAAUUUUUCUUGAACCAAUAGAGACUGGUACAUGUUUGGUCUGUGUUGUCCAUUGACCCAUAUGUAAUGGGGUUGAGUUUGGCUGCCUGUGCAUAUAAUAUCAUGUGGUGUGGGGGUUUGCCCUGACUUUGUAACAUCAUAAUAUCUGUACACUAUUUACAUGCUCUAGUUGUGAAAAUUUGCUGGUACAAAUAAAAGCAUUUUUAGUACAAGGUGCAAAACAAAAAGGUGGUUGUACAUUUUAUAUAUGUGCACGACAUACACUGACUCUAUUCAGGUAAAGAGAUGAGUCUGGCUUGGUUUCAACUGGCAUUCAGUUUAGAUACUCAGUGAAUUUGUUAGCAUUAAGUUUAUUUUUGGCAUUGAUUAAUUUUGACUUUUACAAAUUCUUAGUGAAUUAGCAAUUUAACUCCUUUUAUAUCUAGUAAAAGAGAAAAGUUCUUAUCAGUCCUUAACUCCAUUUUUUUCCUGCCUUUCUUGUGGCCAGCACCACAUGUAAACUUUUGUCUACCCCGUGGUCCACAGAAUUUUGAAAACUUUACUUACUUUUGGUUCUUUGUAUAAGUUUGAAGUUGUUUAUAGAAUUGCUCUUUUACAUUAUGUCUUGAUCAUUGACCUAGUGAAUUGUUGUAAAUACUCACACAGUUAAUAAAUCAUAUUUGUUAACAGUA